AUGGGGGCAGCGGCCGAGGUGGGGAGCUUCGCCAACGGUUUUCUGGACAGCUUUGGUGCCCCCGGUGCCGCUACGGCUCCUGUUGGCUCCCAUUUCGUGCUCACCCCAGCCGGGGCGGUGGACUACAACUCGGUAAACGGACUGGGGGUGAUGAUGGGGGCGCAGGGGCAGCAGCAGGAGCACCUGGUGUCCGCGGAGAGGCUGUCCCGGAGCCUGGCGGACCUCAGCCAUUUGAAGGGGAUCCUGAGGCGGCGGCAGCUCUACUGCAGGACCGGCUUCCACCUGGAGAUCCGUCCCGACGGCACCGUGCAGGGCACCAGGAAGGACCACAGCAGAUUCGGUAUUCUGGAGUUCAUCAGUCUAGCCGUGGGACUGGUCAGCAUCAGAGGGGUGGACAGUGGCCUCUACCUUGCCAUGAACAGCAAGGGAGAACUGUAUGGAUCGGAAAAACUAUCAGCAGAGUGUGUGUUUCGGGAGCAAUUUGAAGAGAACUGGUACAACACCUACUCCUCCAACAUUUACCGACAUGGGGAGAGAGGUGCAUUUUACUUUGUCGCUCUCAAUAAAGACGGGACGUCCAGGGACGGAGCGAGGUCGAGGCGACAUCAAAGGUUCACACACUUCCUACCAAGGCCCGUGGAGCCAGACAGGGUACCGGAGCUGUACAGGGACAUACUGGGCCAGAGCUGA
Molecule: messenger RNA, 690 nt
Organism: Myripristis murdjan (pinecone soldierfish)
Lineage: Eukaryota; Metazoa; Chordata; Actinopteri; Holocentriformes; Holocentridae
Product: fibroblast growth factor 20-like
Exons: 3
Coding region: 1-690 (229 amino acids)
Molecular function (GO): growth factor activity
Source: RefSeq, a predicted model, not a curated record